AUGAAGAAGAGCAAGAAGAAAAAGUCCGAGACCAGACCACGCAGAGACUCCUCCGCCUCCCCAAGGGGUAGCUCCGAUUCCAGCAUGCAACAGCCCAGCUCCGAGAGCACCCAGCCCAGCCCCGGCCCCGGGUCCACGACAGAGCAGGUCAAGUCCCCCGUGCAGCCGUCCAGACCUCAGAAGUCCAGCCCCGAAAACAGCCCGCAGCAGUCCACGUCCCAGGCUCUUCCAGCUCCAGAAGCGCACCAGUCCUCUGAAUGCCCGUCAUCUCCCAACACCAACUCCAAAGCCACCCCUCCAUCCCGGAAAGCAGGGCCUCAGACCCAGGCGGUCCCUCAGCCCUGCUCCUGCACUGCAUGUCCGGGCAGCUCUGCUUGCUGGCGUCGCCUGGGGCUGUGCCACAGACGCAUCUUCGAUGUCCUUCUGCCUCAGGACUGUCAGGCCAUGUCAGGGAGAGGACUCCCAAACCUCCUCACCUUCUACAGAUCUUCAAGAAAGCGUUCCACUCAGCAUAACUCCCGAGCUCCAAGCCCUUGGGUCUGUUGCUGUGGCUCUGGGGGCCCUAGGAGCUGCCUACUACAUCAUUGA
Molecule: messenger RNA, 588 nt
Organism: Sciurus carolinensis (gray squirrel)
Lineage: Eukaryota; Metazoa; Chordata; Mammalia; Rodentia; Sciuridae
Gene: Spata3
Product: spermatogenesis associated 3
Exons: 3
Coding region: 1-588 (195 amino acids)
Source: RefSeq, a predicted model, not a curated record